AUGAGUAGUGGGGAUGAAAAUUAUAAUCUACAUAAUUUAGAUAAUAUAAAUAAUAAUAAUAUUGAUGAUAACAACAUAAAGAUAAGUCAAUUACAACCAUCAAUAAAUAAUUCAGAUAAUAAUGAUCUUAAUAAUCAUAGUGGGAUAUCUAAUAUUAAAUCAUCUUCCAUAUCAAAAAUUGAAUCAAAUAUAAAUAAAUUAAAUUUACAACCACCUGAAACUAAUAUAAUAUCAUCAAAUGAAAAUAAUAAUUCUUCAUUAAGUUUAGGAUCACCAAUGCAAGAUAAAAUUUCACAAUUUUCAAAUAAUAAUAACAAUAAUGAUAAUAAAACUAAUGAAAAAUAUGAUCAAAAUGGAUACCAUGAUAAAUCUAUAAAUUCAGAUAUAAAUGAAAACAUUGGAAAAAAAGUUGAAGAAGAAGAAAAAAUAAACAACUAUAAACCUGAGGAGAAAGCUGAAGUUUCAGUAAAUGAUGUGGAUAAAAUAAUACAAGGAAUGCCACCUCGUAUGCCUGGUACUUUUAAUGUUAAUGCAUUACAUUCUGGUGAUGAAGAAGAACAAUAUAAUCAAUUAAGACAAACUAUAAAUAAAAAUGAAAGUAAAGAUUCUUUUAGUCCUGGAACUUUUGAAAGUCCUUCUCAUAUUUCAUCAAAUGAUCAAUUGCAAAAUAGCCAUAUUAAUGAUUCACCACCUGUUAUAUUAGAAGAAGAUAUAAAAAAUAUUAAUGAAAAUAAAGAUAAUACCAUAAAUCUGCAAGAAACUUAUAUAAAAGAUCAUGAGCAACAACCGCAACAACAACAAGAUCAACAUACUGAAACUCAAAAUGAUAAUUUAGAUACAACUUCCCAUAGUCAUUCAGCUUUUCUGUCUACUUCAAACAUUGAUACUAAUUAUGAUGAAUUACAAUCACGUCAACUGACUACUUCAAGUAGUAUUUUUCAUCAAAAUCAUCAUAUACCUUCAAAUCCAAAUUCAACUAGAUUUUCACAAAUUUCAAAUUUUAAAUCAACUUUAGAUCCUGGUAAACCAAUUCAUAAUAAUAUUUCAACUCAAUCACCAAUGGAUAUUGAUAAUUAUUUAACUAAAAAUGAAAUUGAUGAUAUUUCUUCAACAAAUACUGAUUCACAAAAUCCUUUGAAAAAUGAUUUAUUGGAAAAAAUACCUACUAUUGAAGAUGAAAAUAUUGAUGAACAACCAUUACAACCGCCACCUCAACAACAACAACAACAACUACAACAACAAACUCAAACUCAAAUAAAAAAACCAAUUGAAACUCCAAAACAACAAUAUUACCAAACUCCUUCUAUAGAUCCAGAAGAAGGUGAAGAGGAAAGACCAACACCGAAUAGAAAUGUUUCAUCUACUUCAACUGUUGUAAGAACUCCAAGAAGUGCAACUACACCUAAUGAUACACAAACACAUUUGGGAGCUCAUAAUCAAACAGCAGCAGUUACUCCAUUACCACAACAAAUUAAUAAAUUUCAUCUGAGUAACAACUCCCCUUCAACUUCUUCAAUUAAUAAUCAUUCACAAAGUACUAUAAAUACUUCAUCACCUAGAGAUAAUUUAUCCAUUGGAUUAAAUCAUUCAAAUAAUUCCCCAAAAAAUGGUAAAAAGAGAAAAAGUGGUAGUAAAGUGAGAGAAGUUUUCCUGUCAAUGUUUAAUAGUAAACAUAAAUCACAACCUUCAGGAUCGCAAUCACCAGAAUUAAAUAUGAAAAUCAGUACACCAUUCAAUGCAAAACAUGUUGCUCAUGUUGGAGUUGAUGAUAAUGGUUCUUAUACGGGUUUACCAGUUGAAUGGGAAAGAUUAUUGGCAGCAAGUGGUAUAUCAAAGAGAGAACAACAACAACAUCCUCAAGCUGUUAUGGAUAUAGUUGCAUUUUAUCAAGAUACAAAUGAAAAUCCUGAUGAUCAUGCUUUUAAGAAGUUUCAAUUUGAUAAUAAGAAUAAAAGUAAUUCAAGUUGGCUAGGAAGUGAUACUCCACCUCCAACUCCUGGUGGUUCUACUUCUUCACAACAAACUCCACCAACAUCGUAUUUUGAAAAACAACAAACAGAUGCUCCUCCAAGUAGAGCACCUCCACCACCACCAACCUCACAACAACAACCACAACUACAAAAUGAUAAACUGAAUAACAAUAUUCAACAAGUACCUAAAACUCCUGGUUCCACUCAAGAGCAUCAAUUCAUACCAAGUAGGCCAGCUCCAAAACCACCUUCAACUCCAGCUUCAUCCAACAAUGUCAAUAGAACACCGUCAUCUCAUAAAGGUACAACUUCACAAAAACAUCUGCCUGAUAAUUCAAGUGAAAAAUCACCAAAUAAAUUUAAAACUCGUUCAUUAUCUUCAAAAUCAAUAAAGUCAAUGAGAUUUGGUAAAAAUAAUGAUAAUCAAUUUACAAAUAUAGCACCUCCACCACCACCUCCAAUACCUUCAAAUAUUCCAAAAUCUAAAUCUCAUUCUGCAUCAUUAUCAAAUCAAAUUAAACCAGACACUUCAGGUCCAACUACUGCACCUGUUGCUCCAUCUGCUAAAUUUGAAGAUCAAAAUCAAGACAAUAAUGUAUUACCAAAACAAAGAUUUCAAAAAGAUUUUACUUCUCAUAGAGCACCACCUCCACCACCAAUUCCAAAACAUCAAGAUUUAUCAAACAGUUCUCCUCAACAAGCAUUAGCUGAUGUGACUUCUUCAUCAAAUGUUCAAGAAGUUCAACAUAACAAAUAUCAAGAAGCUCAACAAAGAUUAAGAGAACAAAAGGCAAGAGAAUUAGAAAAAAUCCAGAGACAACAACAAGCUAGAAAACUAGAGCAACAACAAUUAAAAGAACAACAAGAACAACAACAAAAUGCAUCUUCUGCUCAACAACCACCAAUUCCAAUACCGUCAACCAAAAAGACUUCAUCAGGGGGGCCAGUAAGAGAUGCAAAACAAGCAGCAUUAAUAGCUCAAAAGAAAAGAGAAGAAAAGAAACGAAAAAAUCAACAAAUUAUUGCAAAAUUGCAAAGUAUAUGUACUCAAGGUGAUCCAAAUGAAAUAUAUGGUGAUUUGAUUAAAAUCGGUCAAGGUGCAUCGGGUGGUGUAUUUAUAGCUCAUGAAGUUUCAAAUAAGCAUAAAACAGUUGCCAUAAAACAAAUGAAUCUUGAACAACAACCUAAAAAGGAAUUAAUUAUUAAUGAAAUUUUGGUAAUGAAAGGUUCAAAACAUCCAAAUAUUGUAAAUUUUAUUGAUUCUUAUUUAUUAAAAGGUGAUUUAUGGGUUAUUAUGGAAUAUAUGGAAGGUGGUUCAUUAACAGAAAUUGUUACACAUAGUGUUAUGACGGAGGGACAAAUUGGUGCAGUUUGUAGAGAAACUUUAAAAGGUUUAAAAUUUUUACAUUCAAAGGGAGUUAUUCAUAGAGAUAUUAAAUCAGAUAAUAUUUUGUUAGAUAUAAAUGGUAAUAUAAAAAUGACAGAUUUUGGAUUUUGUGCUCAAAUUAAUGAUAUAAAUUUAAAAAGAACAACAAUGGUUGGUACACCAUAUUGGAUGGCUCCUGAAGUUGUUUCAAGAAAAGAAUAUGGUCCAAAAGUUGAUAUUUGGUCUUUAGGUAUAAUGAUGAUUGAAAUGAUUGAAGGUGAACCACCAUAUUUAAAUGAAACUCCUUUAAGAGCUUUAUAUCUUAUUGCAACUAAUGGUACUCCAUCAUUGAAAGAACCAGAAGCUUUAAGUUAUGAUAUUAGGAAAUUUUUAAGUUGGUGUUUACAAGUUGAUUUUAAUAAAAGAGGUAGUUCAGAUCAACUUUUAAAUGAUAAGUUUAUUUUAGAAGCUGAUGAAGUUGAGACUUUGGCACCACUUGUCAAAUUAAUCAACGUAUCAAAAGAUGGUUAA
Messenger RNA from Lodderomyces jiufengensis, 3867 nucleotides. It is a transcript of the gene CST20, whose product is annotated as mitogen-activated protein kinase kinase kinase kinase. Lineage: Eukaryota; Fungi; Ascomycota; Pichiomycetes; Serinales; Debaryomycetaceae. The record is from RefSeq and is a predicted model, not a curated record. Gene Ontology annotation, biological process: protein phosphorylation; regulation of MAPK cascade; intracellular signal transduction. The transcript has a single exon. Gene Ontology annotation, molecular function: protein serine/threonine kinase activity; ATP binding. Gene Ontology annotation, cellular component: cytoplasm. The coding region runs from base 1 to 3867 and encodes 1288 amino acids.